AUGUGGUCGUCUUUGACUUUAGUGCAGACUGUACAUGCCGCUGUACGUUUAUCACUCCUUCCAGCGCCAUCUGACAGGUUUUGGUGUAUUUGGGCAUGGUGCCGUGACAAUGCCCUGACAAGUGUUUGGGGAAGAAACGAAGUCACUACCUUUGCAGCUGCAGUGGCGUUGCAGAGAUGGGACUGUGCUAAGAUGCUUGCAAAGCGUGCUAGUCGCAUCUGGCCUGAUUGCUCCUUGGACUUCAGCAUGUGGAUCGGGAACCUGGCCGCGCUGUUAGGUUUGCGGGGAGGUCCUGCAAGACUUUGGCAGCUUGGCACGGAGUUGUUUACUGAGGCUUGCGCUGUUUACUGUGGUGGAGCAGGAGGUUGCUUCAUUGCGACAUCAGAGGCCCGUCAGAUGCUGACAUUCGCUCUGGUGAGAAGGAACUUCUGGCCAGGCCACUUUGCGCUUGGCCCCGGACUCUCCGAGCUUCUUGACGUUUUUCAGGCUGAUGGGUCAAAGAAACGAAGAAGCAAGUCAAGGCUGCAAGAAGAAGUGGUACAAACCUUGCUGAUUGUUCUCCACACAGACGGGAGUCCUCCAGGAGCUUGGCGAGCCAAUCGACCGCGCAUAGUCCUGGAGGAGCCUUGCUUGGUGUACGACUUGGACAUUUACGUACGCUGA
Cladocopium goreaui is the source of this 663-nucleotide messenger RNA. Lineage: Eukaryota; Dinophyceae; Suessiales; Symbiodiniaceae. The record is from the annotation of a GenBank genome assembly.